Messenger RNA from Procambarus clarkii (red swamp crayfish), 5348 nucleotides. RefSeq lists its product as uncharacterized. Gene Ontology annotation, biological process: protein deubiquitination. The record is from RefSeq and is a predicted model, not a curated record. Gene Ontology annotation, molecular function: cysteine-type deubiquitinase activity. Gene Ontology annotation, cellular component: nucleus; cytosol. Lineage: Eukaryota; Metazoa; Arthropoda; Malacostraca; Decapoda; Cambaridae.
CGAAAUUAGUAUCAAAACAAACGAAGAGACAGGCAGCAGAGGCAGUGAUGCUUGGUCUCCCGGGGCGCUGAGAUUCACACACCCACUUCUACACCAGGCCAAUACCCUUAUCCACCUACACCACACCCACCUACACUCUCUACACCCAGUUUUAAAGGUGGAGUGUGGCGUCGGCGGUUCCUGGGGCGACUCAUGUAGCUGUUCCUGCGGCGACUCCUGUAGCGGCUCUUGUAGCUGCUCCUGUAGCGGCUCCUGUGGCAGCUACGGUCCUGGAUAGUCCUCACACUGCCUCUAUGACUUCCCCGCUUCAGCCAUGACUGCUCUGGAUAACAUGGGUGAAGGUUCAGUUCAAGAAGGAGGAAAAUCUCGUCUCUCAUUGCGUCAGAAUCGGAAACGCACGCUUAAUUCAGACAUUUCACCAGCUCCUGAACCUCGCACCAGUCACCGUUUUCGUACCUCCAGUACCAGUGAUACUGACGAUAGGAAUAAGACACCACCCAUGUUGCGAAAGAUGAGUCUAGGGAGAAAUGCAACCACCAGCAGUGGAAGACGUACAGCAGGGGGUUCCUCCCAGUCAUCAGCUGGUUCAGGGAGUGGAUUGGGAGAUGGCGUGUACGGAGGGGGCCGUGUGGCUGGAGUCUGCCCUCUGGCUAAUAUGGGUAAUACCUGCUUCCUGAACUCAGUGCUGUAUGCUCUAAGGUUUCUGCCAGGCUUCACCCAUGACCUUCAUCACCUUCAUAUGCAUUUACAGUCUGCUGGGGACCAAAGUGAUGGGAACUUGGAACAACGUAUUCAGUUUUUGUCCGAGUUGCAUCGGGUAUUUGUUAGUCUUGGCCAGGAGGAAAGGACUGGUGUUGACAACAAAAGAAUACCUGCUUUUCAGCCUUAUGAAUUCUUGGAAGCCCUAAGAGUUGUUAAUCCAAUGUUUGAGGGUAACCGGCAGCAAGAUGCUCAUGAAUUACUUCACUGCCUCUUAGACCAGCUGUGCCAUCUGCCACAAGACCUGCGGCAAGGAAAGCCAAAUGGAACUGCAGGAAUUGACUCGAGUGGACUGGAACCAGAGGACGAUAUAGGUCCACCAGAACCAAAAAGACUACGGAGGAGAUCGGAGAGAAUACAAGCUAUUGAAGAAGACUCGAGCAAGGCUGUUGAUGUUGUUGGAUCAAAAUUUGUUGGUCGCAUGUGCCUGGAAACUUGUUGCUCAGAGUGUGAACAAGUUACUGGUCGGGAGGAAAAUUUUCUUGAAGUGUGUGUGCCAGUUAAAACUAAAGCAGACUUCGAUGAGGAUGAGAAUGUGAGUGAGCCUCAAGUGUUUAUGUCAGCCCUGUGUGAGGAAGAGUGCUUACGAGACAACAACAAGUAUUGGUGCGACCAUUGCUUCCACCAUAAUGAGGCACGUCGCUCCGUCCACUAUUCCCAGCUACCACAUCAUCUUGUCAUUCAUGUUAAAAGGUUCAGCUCGUAUCAUAGAAAUAUGUUUACUGCCAAGUGCAGUGAAGCCAUGCCAGCACCUUUAGAGCUCUCUUGCUUCUGCCGGGGUUGUCUGUCGGAGCAAAUACGUAAGCAGUCAUUGGCCGAAGUAGGGCACGACGGCAAAGGGCCCAAGUCUAGCUCUAGUGUUAAAAUUGAGACUGCUGUGCAUCUGCCUUACCAUCUUACAGCUGUUGUUUGUCAUCUGGGUGCUACUCUUUCAUCUGGACACUACUUGUCGUUUGUUCGGCUUAGCGCUCUCCAUUCAUCAAAAUGUCCUGAGCAGCAGGUACAGCAGCAGCAGGCGCAAGCACAGCCCACCACCAGUGCCAAGGUGGAGUGUCAGUGGAUGAAAUGCUGCGGGCUGCAACUGGACCAUAUCCGUCCUCAGUCAGCUGUAAAUGGUCACUUUGAUUCUGAAGAAUGUAGUAACGUGGAAGAAGAAGAAAGCAUGUGGCUGGAAUGUGACGAUGACAAAAUAAAGUUGGUGAGCUCCUCUGAAGUUAGUGACAUGAUGCGAACUACUAUCACUACUCCGUACCUUCUCUUUUAUUCUCGGCUUUGAUUUCUCGGAUCCAGUUUUAAAAUAAAAAUUUUAAAGAGGAGCUUGUGAGAACUUUCAUUUUGAUCUCUUAAAAGACUGCAGUGAAUUUUUUUUUAUUUAUCUACAUAUGAAUGAAACAACUUAUUCAGUUGCUCAAAGGAAGCCAGAGCCUUUAAAAAAACCCUUGCAAACAUUUAAUCACUUUGAAUUCAUUCUCAUGUGAGAAUAGUGCCUGAAAUCCUUUAGUUAAUGAAGGAGAGUGAUGAGACUUCCAUCAGCACCCACUACCUCUUGUGUCAGGUAAUGUACAGAAAAAAUCACCUGUUCGCAUGUGAAGUGUGGAAGCAUAAUUUAGAUGGCUAAGCCAGACUAGAAUUACAAAAAGGAAAAUUUGCGAACUUGGGCAUAACCAGAAAAUUCUUGCUAGGAUUCCAGUUAUUAUUUAAGAAAUUGUUAACUGCAUAAAAGAGAAGAAAUUUACUGCAGGUUGGAACAUACCCGUGACAGCUUGAACUAUGAAAUUACCAGAAAUUUAGAACCAAGAAGGUGCUAUUGAGUAAAGCUUCGUAUAAAAUAUUGCAGUAUGAAUGGGUGCAUCUAUAAUGUGUUUAUAAUGGAAAUGAUUGUGUAGUAGCAUUAUGAAGAAAAAUGUUGCACAAUAAGAUAUGCUUUCUGAUAUGAAACAGAGGUUUGUAUACAGGAUAUUGUGUAAAUGAUGAUGUCUUUCACAUAAAUGGAAGCUUUGAAAUGUUUUGAUACAGUGUGCAGCAGUGUUAAAUGGUUCGUUCAUAUCUAGAAAAAAGUGUACAAGGUUUGCGUGGAAUGUGUUUAUAACUCAUUAUGUAACUGUUGUCACAACUUCCAGUGCAAGCUUUAUCUUGUUAUAAAUAUGGAGAGUUUUCUCAUGUAUAUGGAAAUGUUUCUUAAUAUAUUUUUAUAUUAAACUGACAUUUGAAAUUAGUGUAAUAAUUAUUAACUGUGAUUAAUAGGUAGCAUUUAUACAAUUUACAUUUUUACAAAAGAAAACUUGGUGCAAAGUUUGUGCCAGUACCUGUGGGUAAGAGGUACGGUGUCUACAUAUCAACUUAGGGUCAGGUUCUACUGUAGCUGUUAUUAUAACUUAAGAGGUUUAGGUCUCAACUGGGGACUUUAUGGCUUGGUAGAUUAGUAAUCCGUGACGCCAAUUUUGAUAUUAGCCAGAACUAAGCAAAUGAGAUACUGCUUUCAUUUAUAUUAUAUUUUAUGUAACUAUAACAAUAGUUUUCUCAUUGAGGAUGUGGUACUGUUGAAUGCGUGCAGUUUAAAUAAUCGGGUUAUGGGAUAAGAAAGUAUUCUUGAAUGCUGUUUAAGUUGAUACUAAUUGUUUAGAACGUAAAGAUUUCUUCCCAAAACAUACAUGGCAUAUUUGACAAAAAUAUUAUAAUACCUUACAGUACAUUUUAUUUUUACCUGAAAAUGGUGUGGAGGAUCAUUAAUUAGGCUCACCCCUCCUAAACUAUACCAAAGCUAAUACAUGCUCCUGAACAUCGGCUAAUAUCUAAAUACUGUAUUAUUAAUACUUCAGCAUAUGUUGACCUUUUAUUGACAGAAGUGUUUACUGUUAUUAAUUCUGAAAUUAUUGUUAUGUUAAUUCUGUACUAUGAGGCUUUAGUUCAGGGUAAUAUUUUGUACAGGAAAUGUUUGACAAUAUUAUUAGGUCUAAUGAACAUAAUUAUUACUUAUUUAUGGAUCUGUUUUAUACUGUUCAUAAUGAACUUGAUUAAUAUUUUUUACGUUAUAUUAUUUUUAUUUAUUAUUCUGCUACAAAUGAAUUUUUGUGGAAACUAAUGUGAUAAUAACUUUUAAAAGUGUCAUCCAAAUUAAGACAUUUUUUCCCUCUGACUACUGUAAAUGUGCCGUGUAUUCUGGCACGUUUAUCCCCUCGUGUCACCAAUAUUAAAAACACAUCACCAAUAUUCCAUACACACCAUUGCCAUUUAUCACCAAUAUUAAUCACACUCAUUACCAUUUGACACCAUUAUUUAACACAUCGUCACCAUUUGGCAGCAAUAUUUAAAACACAUCUUCACCAGUAGUCACAGAUAUUAAACACAUUUCAUGGCCUAUGCUUCAUCAGUGUAGCAAGAUACAGCAAAGUAAAAGAAUAAAUGCAUUGCUUGUUUAUUAUAACUGAGCCAGAGAGGAGGAGUGGAGUAGGGAAGAAAUAUGGACAAAUAUGAACAUAAGAUGUGGUGGGAGUAUGGAAGAUAACGUUAUGGAAUUCCGUCUCUACAAAUUUGGCAUUCUUUGUGAAUUGCUUCAACUUAAUAUAAGUUUUCAAGUACAGUAUUCCCAUUCCAAGUGUGAAUGUUGCAACUUGGAGGCCAAAGUUGGCUUAUUUCAAAUAAGAGUAUUUUUUUUUUUUUGUUACAAGAAUGUAAAAAAAGAAGAGGUUGCAAAAGUGCUGAAAGCACUGGACUGUAUCAAAUACAGUAUUACAGAAGUGCUUGUUUGCUACUUAGAGUUUGUAAAUUAUAUACUGUACCCCAUAUAUCUAAGCCUCUACUUGAAGCACGUGGCUGAAUACUGGGUUGGUGAAGCACAUUGCUGAACACUGGGUGGGUUAAGCAUGUGGCUGAACACUGGGUUAGGGAAAUACAUGGCUGAACACUUGAUUAAGUCUUAAAGGCUUUAAAAUAAAAGCUUUCUAAUGUAAAAUCAUUACAACAUGUGUAAACAAAGAAAGUUGAUUUAAAGGGUAAGUUGAGAAAAUUGUUGGGAAAGUAAUGACAAAAAAGAUAGCUUUCAAAGCUUAUGUCGUGUGUCAAUUCUGAGAGACUUAAAAACUUGUUAUCCAUGGAAUUCUAGUGUGAAAAUUUGUGGUAGAUUGUUGUCUUGCUGGCGAGAUGUUUAGUAUGGUAUGGCAAGUUUUAAUUUUCUGUUGGUGUAAUUACGAUUAUAUGUGGUAGUAUAUUUUUUCAAAAUAUGUUGGUUGUAUGCCAGAUAAAGGCAAUUCCUUCACAGUAUGUUAGUUAUACUUUGUAUAUUAAAUCUUCUUGAACGUGAGAUUAAAAAUUUUUGAGUGCCAAAUUUCUCAUUUGAAUUUCUGAUUUGGUAUGAGUGCUAUUUACAUAAAAACAAAUUUGAUUGAGGCAUCUAAAAUUUGUAAUAAGGCUUCUAGAUGAGAAAAUCUGCCCCCUACCCACCCCCAUCUCUCAACAGCAGAGUACGAGUAACAUCAUAUUUCUGUCAUUACUGCCGUAAUGUUAUUUGUGUUCUCAGUUUAAAAAUGUGAGAAUGUUUUUGAUGCUGUAUUACAAAAGUUAAUAUAAUUAAUGGUCUCUAAAAAAAUUUA